This is a messenger RNA of Danaus plexippus (monarch butterfly), 2614 nucleotides long. It is a transcript of the gene NGR-A20, whose product is annotated as G-protein coupled receptor dmsr-1-like. Gene Ontology annotation, biological process: G protein-coupled receptor signaling pathway. The transcript has 7 exons. The record is from RefSeq and is a predicted model, not a curated record. Gene Ontology annotation, molecular function: G protein-coupled peptide receptor activity. The coding region runs from base 275 to 1558 and encodes 427 amino acids. Gene Ontology annotation, cellular component: membrane. NCBI's taxonomy places the organism in Eukaryota, Metazoa, Arthropoda, Insecta, Lepidoptera, Nymphalidae.
GCGGUUUUCGUUCAGUGUAAAGACGUCUGUCGACUCGGACGCCAGUUCGUAUCGGAUCUUUGUACGAGUAAAAUGAAUUCAAUUUUUUAUUAUAAAUCACUCGCCAAAUACUCACAUUGUUAGUAUUGUUUUUUAUAAUAGUGUAGUUCGCAGCAUCUACCAUAGACGUGGGUGUGAAACAUGGAAUAGAUGUUUCAUGAUUGAUUGACAUCAGAGCAAUAGUAACAUGAUACUGUCUGCUAAGUGAUGAACAAAGGUGAAUUCUCCGUUCACAAUGAUCGCGGGCGUUGACACACAGAAUGUAUUCAAUGCUAGUAAUAUCGGAUCAAAUGACACUUUCAACUUUUUCGACGACGCCAGGCUGGUGUCGCUUAUCAAACACAGAGGCACCAACCAAAGCACUAACAUUGGCGACUGGUUGAGAGCGUUAGAAGACCUUCGGAACAAAUAUAACAUAUCACUCGUAAAGGAAUGCGAUCGUUCUGAUUACUGUUCCGGCGAAUUUAGAGAUUUAAUUCUCGCUUACAACAGUAUUCACGGAUAUAUUAGUCUAUUAAUAUGUUUAUUUGGAAGUCUCGCCAAUGCAUUGAACGUGGUUGUUUUGACGAGGCGGGACCUCGCUGCUGCUCCUAUCAACCGUCUUCUGAAGUGGCUCGCUGUAGCUGAUGUGUUCGUCAUGAUGGAGUAUGUGCCGUUUGCUGUUUACAGAUACCUGCUGUUUCCCGGCCAAGAAGAGCGCCCGUACUCGUGGGCUGUCUACAUGCUGUUCCACAUGCACUUCACACAGAUUUUACAUACAGCAUCCAUACUACUGACGUUGUCACUAGCAAUUUGGCGAUACAUUGCUAUCAAAUACCCAUCUCACGGAGCUUCGUGGUGCACGGAGCGUCGUUGUUCAAUCGCUAUCAUGACUAGCUUCCUACUACCUCCAAUACUAUGCGUUCCAUCUUACUUUGUGUUUACGAUACACGAGGACUACACCUUUGAUCGUCCACCGUCCAAAGUUUAUUACGUGGAUUCCAAUUACGACGGCAAACUUUACCAGAUCAACUUUUGGGUUCACGCGGUGGUGAUCAAGUUACUGCCGUGUGUUAUUUUGACGGUGAUAAGUGCAUGGUUGAUCAGAGUUUUAUAUAGAGCUAAUAGUAGAAAAAGAGCCUUAAAAGGUUACAGUGCUUGUCCGGCUAGCACAGCCGUCAAUGGUAAUGGAAACGUAUUCACAAGGAAACCUACAAAGAGAUCAAAAGCUGAGCGAAGAACUGAUCGUACUACGAAAAUGCUGGUUGCAGUUCUACUUCUGUUUCUUCUUACUGAAUUCCCACAAGGAAUUUUAGGUCUGAUGAGUGGGACUUUGGGCAGGUGCUUUUUCAAGCGCUGUUACGACCUCUUCGGAGAGCUGAUGGACGCACUUGCUCUACUUAAUGGAGCUAUCAACUUUGUUCUUUACUGCUCGAUGUCCAAACAGUUCAGAACGACAUUCCGUCAAAUAAUGUGGAAUAAAUGUGCGCCAGCACCUCGAGCGGGCUCUCAUACUGAGCUACAAACUACAUACGUUUAACGUUGUAAGGAAAUGUUUCAUUUUACAGAGUAAUAUCUGAUUUGUAUGACAGGAAUUUUUCUUAUGUUAGGAUACUAAGAAUGGAUCGGGAGCUUGCAGAAUAAGACUGUAUUAGUAGGAACGCUUUCUUGUGGUGAAUUUAUAGAUAAAACACAUCCUACUUUUGAAAUUUAAAUCACAUUAAAAUACUGUGUUAAAAAAUUAUAAAAAAAUUAAUAAAUAUGAUGUUUAUUGUAAGUGUCAAUGAAACGAAUAAAAAAGUUAUUUAUUAUAAGGAUUCUAAUCUCUGAACGAGCAGUCUGUAGAGGUUAUGAGGUUUUAUAAUGUUCAAAAUAAGUAAAUUGAGUUAUGUAUAUAUGCAUAUGUUACUAAAUGCCCAUUAAAUACUUUAUAUCAAUUGUUUAGAAGGUUAAGCAGUUAAUUUUGUGAAUAUGUGUAAAUAGUUAGUUGCAAUUCCUUUAUACAAACCUGGUGUAUGGAUAUGUUGAUGUAUUACACAUUGAUAUUUAGAUUGUAUAAAUUAUUGUGAAUAUAUAUAUUGUUUUGAUUGUAUAAUUCAAAACGCUAAAAUAUUGGUGUAGUAGAUAAAUUUGAAUUGACGUAUUUUUGAUGUUUUCUAAUAUCGUCUGGUUCUUUUAUAAAAACUGCGUACAAACAAUUUAAAAUUUCAGUGAAAAAACAAUACAUAUUCAACAAAUGUUCAGCUUCAUUCUAUAUUAUUUUCAACGUUAUCAUUGUUCAAAGUUUUUCAUAUUAUUCUAAACAAUGUAUCCCCAUAAAAGUUGCUCAUGUUUCAGAUAGCUCGCAUAAUUUUGUACAAUUCAGCCUUUUUGCAUCUUCAAUAUGCUAAUUUCCCUUUGUGGAACAUUUUAUGACGUUUAUAUUACUUACCCGAAACUGUGUAAAAUACAUGAAUUGGAUACUUUGCAUUAAUGAGAUUAGAAAAAGGUAGUGGAAUUAAAGACGGUUGGUAAGUUUAAAUUGUACUACAUAGAGAAGAAAUAUGUUUCUUAGUUCAUAGUUAUGGAUGGAAAUAAAUAUAUGUUAUAAAAAUUA